This is a messenger RNA of Sitophilus oryzae (rice weevil), 1162 nucleotides long. RefSeq lists its product as uncharacterized. The transcript has 3 exons. Bases 311 to 865 code for a protein of 184 amino acids. Lineage: Eukaryota; Metazoa; Arthropoda; Insecta; Coleoptera; Curculionidae. The record is from RefSeq and is a predicted model, not a curated record.
AAAAAAAACACGAAAUUAGUGGCACUUAUUGUUGAUUUCGCGCUUCGUACAGGUGAACAAGGUACCAAGCUGACCGGAACCAAACAGUACCACAGGAAGUCCGUCAUAUAGAGGUGACAUCGGGCCAAAUAUCGAAUGUUCAGCCGUCUGUGAUACCUGCUAGUUUUUAUGCAUUUAUUUUAAACAAAAUAAAGGUAGUUCUUUGUGGAAAUUUUAAGUGAAAAGAGAGAUUUUCGGUUUAUCGUUAAAAAAUAACUGGAAUUAAGUGAUAAAAUUGGUGUUUGAACGAAAAAAAAACAACGAAGUUUAGAUGGGUGAUAACGGUGAGAUCGUGAUAACGGGUAAUGAUUUACCGAUGACAUUUACUGUCAAAUAUUUGGGCAGUCAUCCAGCCAACGGAUUAUGGGGUAUCAAACACACAAGGAGACCGGUAGAUAUGCUGGUGGGUAAGGCCAAAUCUGCAUUACCCGGUAGCAUUCUACCUAUAGUAGAAGUGGAGGUAUCCAAAGAUGGAUUCGCCUUCACAGAGUUACAAGGAAAAAAAUACAAAGGGGAGACAAAUAAAUUCACUGUAGAGGUUAUAUCUUACGGGGUACAAGACUUAGUGUAUACCAGAGUGUUCAGUAUGAUUAUUGUAGCUGAUGAGAGCUUAAAAAGCGCUACCCCUUUCAUGUGUCACAGCUUCGUUUGUGAUUCACGUGACCAAGCCAGACAGAUCACCUAUGCACUGGCUGCAACAUUUCAGGAUUACGGCAAAAAGGUGAGGGAGCAAAAUGAAGCUGGCAACCAUGUAAAAAGGCUAGCCAUCGAUCUGAGGACACCUGAGGAACUGGCUGAAGACAUCGAGGAAGAGACAGACGCAUGAAUAUAAAUCUUUUUUUUUAUUUUGACUUUUGUAUAAAUUAUAUUUUCUCUUAAGUUUGUGUGAAGUAUAAAAUAAUACCGUAUGAUCGAUCUAGAGAUUGACCUGGCUAAAAUUAUCCAUUGUCUGUCCUUUUUUUCGAUCGUACGGUAUAAUAUUGAUAGUCUAGCCAUAUUUUUCUAUGCAUUAAAUGACAUACAGUAAAUGAAAUUGUGACGUGAAAGAAUUUAAAAAAUAUGGCAUUUAUUUAUUUAAUUCUACAUUUAUAAUUAUGUAUUGUACAAUGACAAAAAUUAUUUU